CUAGGGAUGUUGGUUAUCCACAACUGCCACCAGCUCUCUCCUUUCUGCCCAGUUUGGGCCUCUUCAGCUUAUGUGAUCCAUCGACCUCUCCAGACCCCCCAACCCCAUGGGCCCACUUGCUACACCCUUCCCAGACCUCUAGAACACUCUCCUUCCAAAUGACUCAUCAGGCCUCCAUCUGAAGAGUGAGAAGAUCUUGAGAGCAUGUUCAUUUUCAUCAAACAUGGAGAUAAUCAGCAGUUUCUGGUCAAUACCAAUUGCUCUGUCCUUCUGUUGCUGCAUUACACCCGCAGUAGAGUAGGGUUGCCUAAAACAGACACCAUCGAUUUGUGUGAUGAGACGGGGACAAUGAAGUUGCUUUUCCUGAUGAAGACCCCUGGAGACUAUGCCAGCAAAUUCCUUACUGCUCGAAGCACCUACUACAUUUGUAAGGUGGAACGUGGAGCACCAGGAACCCGACUAGAAAAUGCCUACAAAGCUUUUGUGCCCCUCCUGAAGAAUCCAGAACCUGAGCUAAUUGAUGCUUUGCGCACACAAUGUGACCUCCUGGAGAGGAGCCGUAUAAAAUUGCUCAGAAGCCAAGAAGCCAAGAAAGUCGUUCCGAUUGAAUCCUCUGUGAACCUCCCAUCCAAAUCAACAGGAAGAUCAGAUGAAGAGGGGCCCACUCGAAGAGGUCUGCUCUUUAAGACCAGAGCAGACUUUUUCAGUAGAAGGGAUAAACAUCGCUAACUAAAUAAAGUGACCGAGUGAGAGCAGUAAAACGAGGUGUGAAAUUACUGGAAUU
Molecule: messenger RNA, 784 nt
Organism: Canis lupus familiaris (dog)
Lineage: Eukaryota; Metazoa; Chordata; Mammalia; Carnivora; Canidae
Gene: CXHXorf65
Product: chromosome X CXorf65 homolog
Exons: 6
Coding region: 205-729 (174 amino acids)
Source: RefSeq, a predicted model, not a curated record